Nothoprocta perdicaria is the source of this 1776-nucleotide messenger RNA. RefSeq names its product NFKB inhibitor epsilon (gene NFKBIE). The coding region runs from base 1 to 1041 and encodes 346 amino acids. The transcript is spliced from 6 exons. Gene Ontology annotation, molecular function: protein binding. The record is from RefSeq and is a predicted model, not a curated record. NCBI's taxonomy places the organism in Eukaryota, Metazoa, Chordata, Aves, Tinamiformes, Tinamidae.
AUGUCGCGGGCGGCGGGCGGCGAGUGCCGCCAGGACACGGCGGGCUGGGAGGGCGACGAGGGCCAGUGCGACUCGGGCAUCGAGUCGCUGCGCUCGCUGCCCGGCGGCCGCGAGGGCCCGGCCGCCGCAGACCCCGCGGCCGCCGCCGCCGAGGAGCGCCUGGACUCGAGCUACGGCUCCGGCGACCUCCCCGAGGCGCUGCCGGCCGCCUGCCGCGCCGAGACCCCCCCGCCGCCGCCGCCGCCGCCAGUGGCGGGGCUGAGCCCGCAGCAGCUGGAGGCGCUCGCCUACAUUUCCGAGGACGGAGACACGUUGGUUCAUCUGGCCAUUAUACACUGUGUCCCUGAUGUGGCUCUCUGCUGCAUUGCUCAGCUGCCCAGAGAAGUGCUGGAGAUCCAGAAUGACCUCUUCCAGACCCCACUGCACUUAGCUGUGUAUCUGGAACAGCCCAGCGUGAUCCAGGCACUCAUCCACAAGGGAGUCAACCUUGGCCUGCAAGACCGCAACGGCAACACGCCGCUGCACCUGGCCUGUGAGCAGCAGCGGGUACAGUGYGCCCAGCAGCUGCUGCAGGGCACGGACCACACAGAUGAGCCCACUGGGUACCAGCAGGACCUGCAGCUCCAGAACUGGCAAGGCCUAGCUUGUCUGCACAUCAGCACCUUGAAGGGGAAUCUCCAGAUGAUGUCUCUGCUGCUUCAGAGUGGGGCCAACAUUGAUGUUCGGGAGGGCACGAGUGGCAAGACRCCGCUGCACCUGGCUGUGGAGUGCCACAACCGCCGGGCCGUUCAGUUCCUGCUGCGCAACGGGGCCUACGUGGACGCGCAGAUGUACAACGGGUGCACGCCGCUGCACCUGGCCGUGGGCCGCAAGGACGCCGCCAUCGCCGCCAUCCUCUCGCACUCCGGGGCGGACACGCUGCUGAGGAACAUGGAGAACGAGACAGCCCAGGACCUCGCGGACGGCAACGAUGAUCUCCUCGCCCUGCUGCCCUUUGACGACCUGAAGAUCUCGGGGAAGCCGGUUGUGUGCGCCGAGUGAGCGGCCGGGCGGCCCCAGGCUGCCUCCCUCCUCUGCGCUCCUGCCCGGAUGCCCACGGGGACCUUGUCUGCCCGCAGCGCAGCGGGCACAGAGCCAGCCUGGGAGAUGCUCUUCCCCUCUGCCCCYCUUGGAGGCCUCGGGCUGCCUUUCUGUGUGGAGGAAGGUGACACCUCGAGCACUACAGAGGGGGAUGUUUUCCUGCAGGGAUUCUGCUUGGCAGAAUCUGUGCUGCAGAGCAACAGGACUGAAUUUCCUGUCCCUGCCAUGGACUACRUGGAUGUAGCUGAACUGUACGGUGGAGCAUCCUCCAGCACCCCUGAACACUAUGAGAAUAAGUCUGGGGUGAGGAGAGUUAACACUCUAAUAAAUGUUUGUCCUUGCUGCGGGUGCCUGAGGUCUCAUGUGAUCUAACCCGCUGCACUCCCCCGCAGCAUCGCAGAGGCACAAAGUUACCCAGGUCUCCUGGCUGCACGGGCGCUGCAGGUGUUUCCUCUCCUGCCGCAGCCUGCCCGUGCCCUCRGGUGCUGCUCCCUUCCCAGCACACAGCAGGUGAGCGGGAGCCCCAGCACAGCAUCCAGGCUGCCACAGAAAGGGAGAGGAGGGCUGGAGAGUCCUUGCUUGCAGAGCCUUCCCUGUGCCCAGCCCGAGGAGCUCCCAGCCUGGCACUGCAUUCUCCUGCUCUCCUGACAAGCCUUCUGCCCUGGGAGCUGAAAAUAAUCUAUAGGAAGUGCUGGA